Cinclus cinclus is the source of this 3487-nucleotide messenger RNA. It is a transcript of the gene SLC39A10, whose product is annotated as solute carrier family 39 member 10. Gene Ontology annotation, biological process: zinc ion import across plasma membrane; intracellular zinc ion homeostasis; positive regulation of B cell receptor signaling pathway. The coding region runs from base 159 to 2735 and encodes 858 amino acids. Gene Ontology annotation, molecular function: zinc ion transmembrane transporter activity. The transcript is spliced from 11 exons. Gene Ontology annotation, cellular component: membrane. NCBI's taxonomy places the organism in Eukaryota, Metazoa, Chordata, Aves, Passeriformes, Cinclidae. The record is from RefSeq and is a predicted model, not a curated record.
CGGCACUCGAGUGAGGUAGGAUCUUGUACUGUAACAUCAAGGGGACGUGUGAUAACCUCGAGCCUGGUGCAGAACUGAGAGAUGCACACUGGAAGACCUGGUUAGUUUUCAGAGGAGCGGAAGCAGUUGUCAUCUAGUUAACAAAGGUGAUUCCUGGCAUGUUCCAGCCGGAAACAGAGAUGAAGGUACACAUGCACACAAAAUUUUGCAUCAUUUGUUUGCUGACAUUUAUUUUUCAUCAGUGCAAUCAUUGCCAUGGAGAUGGACAUAACAGUGGUCCCAAAAAGGAUCGUGUACACGACCAUAAUGACUAUCAGAUCUCAAAUGAAUCAUACUUCCAGAAUGGAGGAACAGAAUCUAUGCCCAGUAAAUUUUCAACGUUGGAAGCAGAAAAUGAACAAAAAUACUACAUUGAAAAGAUUUUUGAUCGCUAUGGUGAAAAUGGAAGAUUAUCUUUUUUUGGCCUGGAAAAACUGUUAAUAAGCCUUGGUUUAGGAGAGGUAAAAGUAGUGAUGAUAAAUCACGAUGAUAUUGGCCAUGAUCAUGUUUCUCACUUGUAUGCUUUGGAAGUACAGGAAGGAAAGCAUUUUCAUCCUCAUAACCAUGCUCACAGCCACUCAGAUUCGGAAAACCAGACCACGGCCGGUGCAUCUGCGAAGAGGAGCCAUAGAUGUGACGCCGAGAGAGACGCGGCGCUGCCCUCGCUGAGGGAGGACGGCAAACACGUUCACAACCAAAGCCGCCGCCACCACCACCACUCGCGCCCGCACCGGCACGAGCACAACGGCACGCGCCACUCGCGCAACGACUCCGUCAGCCACGGUGAGCGCCCCGAGCAGGGCCACGAGCCUUCCACGGACACAAACACCACUCAGGAUCAGCCAGAGCGGAAACAACGGAAACAGAAGAAGAAGCAGAAGAAGAUCAGCGAGACGUCGGGAGACGCUACGUGGGAUUAUGCCCCGGAGCACGAUCCCGGCGAUCAGUACGAGCACAAUCGCGUUCACAAACACGACCGCAUCCACGACGCCUCGCACGUGCACCACCACGACCGCAGCGGCGACCGCUCCGCCAGCCACGGACACCAGGAUGGCAGCUCGGGCAGUGCCCCCGGGCACCGCCACACCAGCAAGAGAGAGGCCUCGCACAAGCAGAUCAGUGUGAGGAAACACGCUCUUCCUGCAGCGCGCGGGCACGGGGAUCAUAGUGAAGAUGGGCACAAGCGCGGAGAGUGCUUAAAUGCUACACAGCUGCUGCGAUACUAUGGUCUGGAAGCCAGCUCCCUAAUAUCUCCUGAGCUCUUUGUGUACAUGUGUCCUGCUUUGCUCUACCAGAUUGAGAGAAGGCUUUGUAUUGUACAUUAUGAUGAGCUGGAAGAUUUUACAAGAAAUAAAAAUGCAUCAACUGAGAAUAAAGAUAAAAUAGGUGCAUCAGCCUGGUUUUGUGGUAUCAUCUCUAUCACCGUCAUUAGCCUGCUUUCCUUGCUAGGUGUGAUCUUGGUUCCCAUCAUUAACCAAUGGUGCUUCAAAUUUCUUCUAACUUUCUUGGUAGCUCUGGCUGUAGGAACAAUGAGUGGAGAUGCACUGCUCCAUCUCUUGCCACAUUCCCACGGAGGUCACAACCACAGCCACCACCACGGCCAAGGGCACGAGCACAGGCGCGCGCACCGCCACGGCCACGGCCACGCGCGCACCGAGGGCUUCCUGCAGGACAACGAUCCCGUGCUCAAAGGGCUCCUGGCGCUCGGGGGCAUUUAUGUUCUGUUCAUCAUUGAGCAUUGUAUCAGAAUGUACAAGCAUUACAACAAGCAGAAGAGUAAGCAGAAAUGGUGCAAAAAAAACCAGACUGAAGAAUCACCAAUAGGAAGGAAACUUUCUGAUCACAAGUUAAAUAACAGGCCAGAUGCUGACUGGCUUCAGCUGAAACCCCUUGCAGGAGCAGAUGACUCAGUUUUGUCUGAAGAUCGACUGAAUGAAACUGAACUCACUGACUUGGAUGGGCAGUUGGAGCCCCCUGCCAAAAGCUACCUGUCUGUGGAAGAGGACAACAACCUGCACCACUCUCACAAUGAUGUCUCCCACGCCGGCCAAGAGCACGAGCUGCACGAUUCCGAGUAUGACAGCCAUGGCGAAGAUAAAAUGAUAGCUAGAAAACACAGUCACCACUGGCAUCACAAACAUUCCCAUCAUUCCCAUGGCCACUGUCAUUCUGGAAAAGACCUGAAAGAUACUGGGAUAGCUAAUAUUGCUUGGAUGGUAAUUAUGGGAGAUGGCAUUCACAACUUUAGUGAUGGCUUAGCAAUCGGAGCAGCUUUUAGUGCUGGACUGACAGGGGGAAUUAGUACAUCUAUAGCAGUAUUUUGUCACGAGCUUCCUCAUGAAUUAGGUGACUUUGCGGUGCUGCUGAAGGCAGGGAUGACGGUGAAGCAGGCCAUCGUGUACAACCUGCUGUCGGCCAUGAUGGCCUACAUCGGCAUGCUCAUCGGCACGGCCGUGGGGCAGUACGCCAACAACAUCACCCUCUGGAUCUUCGCCGUCACCGCCGGCAUGUUCCUCUACGUGGCCCUGGUCGACAUGCUUCCAGAAAUGCUUCAUGGAGAUGGAGAUAAUGAAGAGCAUGGUUACUGUCCUGUGGGGCAGUUUAUUCUUCAGAAUCUAGGCCUGCUUCUUGGAUUUGCCAUCAUGUUGGUGAUUGCCCUCUAUGAAGACAAAAUUGUGCUUGACAUCCAGUUUUGACCUGAUGCUGGUAAUCCCUGUGGUUCCAGUCUGUUGCUGUCUGGCUUUGAGUCUGCUCUGUGUGGCUGUGUGCACACUGCUCAGAGGACACGUGGUGCUUGCACUGCUUACAUAAGGACAGGAGAUUCCUUUCUGCCUAGAGUAGCUUCUGCUUUUCUCUAAUCCUGUCAGAUGAGCUUACUCAACACAACUCCUAAAACUUGAGUGAGUGACGUUUAGGAAACCCUAAAUCUGAGAAAUAAGGGCCAAGGUCAGGGUGCUGGAUUGGGAGCACUGCUUGCUUUAGAAAGAAAAAGUACAGGGAAAGAUCUCAUUUGGGGAAAUACCAUUCCAUUAGUGCACUUGGACAGAACCCAGAAGAUGUUAGAGCUGAAACUCACACCUGUGCAAGGAACCCAAGGAAUCUUUUAGUGCCACAUGAGUCUUGAGUAACACAUAGCUGUCUCCACGUGUGUCUAGAUCUAUACAGAUACAACAGGUGUGUGCACCUCUGUACACGUACCUAUUAAUCCUGUGCUGAUUUCCUGCAUAGUGGUGACUUGAAGUAUUCAAUCUUACAGCAGGACAUGGAAACCACUGUGCUGAGUUAAAUUUUUAAAAAGGAAACCUCAAGCCUAAACACUGUUUAAAUUCUUACAAGCUGUGUUAAGCUGCACUCCAUCAUUGCAAAGCUCCUGUGUAAGAAGGCAGGCUGUUGCCACGUACUCUGCAAAGUGUAACUUCUGUCAAGGGUCAGUUUGAUGAUGUUUUUC